UUUUCAGACUUCAGUCAUCACUGUCACUAUUUGAACAUUUGCAACACAUUUGCCAAAAUAAAUAUAAAUAAAUCGCAGAUUUUGCGUUUGGAUGUUGAUAUUUAUAAUUUAAAGGCUUGAUUUAUCAUAUUUUAAUGAUGAUUGAUCUAAGCAGUCAGCAAGCAUAUGGAAAAUAUACUGAAAAAUUAGAUAAUGCGGAUAUAACUUAUCAGAAUUUUGUAAAAACAGCAGCAAAAUAUCACUUUCAAUUGAAAGCUGUUAUACACGAUAUAUCAAAAUGUACCAAUUCAAUGGACAAAUUGAAUGAACUGAAUGAAAAGGGAAGAAAAGUUAUCACAAAUUUAAGAGAUCUCUUGGACAAAUUAGACUUACAUGGAAAGGAAACUGGAGAUGAGAAAUUUGGCAUUGAAUUGGUUUCUCAGCGGCAUCUGCAGGCAUGCCUCCUCAAAGAGUUCAAGGAAGCCAAUAUAAAUAGUAUGCUAGAGAUAGAAAAGGUGCAGCGAGAAGAGUUAAUGAAUGCACCAGAGGGAGAGCAAUCUGUGCUGAGAUUGAGAAAUAAAAAAGUUGAUAGAGAUGGAUUACUAAAAGUGUCGACGGGUGUGACAGAACAGCUGCUAACAAUAAGCCGACAGUUAGCAGCCACAACCCAGAGGAGUCAGGACACACUUGAUAAUCUUGUUUCAUCUAGCACAACUGUUCAUGGCACACAAUCAGAGUUACAAAACACCAGUAGCACAAUCCAGCAAUCCAGCAAACUUCUCAAGAAGUAUGGCCGCAGAGAAUUCACAGAUAAAGUCAUCAUUUUCUUUGCUGCUCUAUUCUUUCUAGCUGUUUGUCUAUAUAUACUGCAGAAAAGGCUAUUUUAAUUUAGAUUAUUAUUUUAAUAGGCUUUUUUUUAUGGAUUUAGAUCCCACUUCUGAUGUAUUUCUAUGUUUAAAUAGAUUAUUGGAGGGCACAAGGACUGGAUACAUGACAAAUAUGUAACUACCUAUAAUAUAAAUUUUACGUUUGUAUGCAGUUAUUUCGAGAGAUAUAAAAUUCUAUUUCUAUGUUUCAAACUAAAUUUUGAUAUGUAUUAGCUUUUUUAUAAAUAUUGAUGGUCACUUAUAAAUCAGUUCUUUUGAUUGCUUGUGAUUAAAUUGUAAUUAUUAAUGAAUGUAAUCUUAAACCUACCAAAUGUAAAUAUGGUAAUUAUUUAUUUCUAAUAUAAAAAUGUUGAAGCA
This is a messenger RNA of Colias croceus (clouded yellow), 1223 nucleotides long. RefSeq names its product vesicle transport protein SEC20 (gene Sec20). Gene Ontology annotation, cellular component: endoplasmic reticulum; SNARE complex. Gene Ontology annotation, biological process: retrograde vesicle-mediated transport, Golgi to endoplasmic reticulum. Gene Ontology annotation, molecular function: SNAP receptor activity. Lineage: Eukaryota; Metazoa; Arthropoda; Insecta; Lepidoptera; Pieridae. Bases 135 to 866 code for a protein of 243 amino acids. The record is from RefSeq and is a predicted model, not a curated record. The transcript is spliced from 6 exons.